This is a messenger RNA of Nicotiana attenuata, 950 nucleotides long. RefSeq lists its product as uncharacterized. The transcript has 4 exons. Bases 35 to 793 code for a protein of 252 amino acids. Lineage: Eukaryota; Viridiplantae; Streptophyta; Magnoliopsida; Solanales; Solanaceae. The record is from RefSeq and is a predicted model, not a curated record.
CGUGAUAAUCAAAUUCCAUUAAACUUCUGUCCUUAUGCAUUACACUGCUAAAAUCUUAACCCAAAAGAGGAACCCUUUUUGCAAGAAAAUGGAGCUUCGGAAAACCCAUUUUCUUCUCAAAUCAAUUCUAUUGCUGAUUUUUUUCUUGCUCUUUGUUUCUGUAAGUUAUCAAAUUUCGAUCCCUGCCAAACAAGAUGGGUUCUGGUACGAGAACAGAACACCAAAGGUAGAUUCAAUUUUAAUCGAGGCUUUCUUUGAUCCAGUUUGCCCCGACAGUAGAGAUGCAUGGCCCCCACUUAAACAAGCUCUACAGCAAUACGGUUCUCGUGUCUCUCUUCUUGUCCAUCCAUUCCCUUUGCCUUACCAUGACAAUGCAUUUCUUACCUCGCGUGCAUUGCAUGUUGUCAAUAAGUUGAAUGCUUCUGCCACGUACAAGCUACUGGAGUCGUUCUUUGAUCAUCAGGAAGAGUUUUACAACAAAGCGACUUUCGACUUGUCUAGAGCAUCUCUUGUCGAAAAAGUUGCGAGAUUUUCAACUAAUGCAAUUGGAAAUUCGAAUUAUGAUGUGAUUAAGGCUGGCUUUACUGACUACAAAACUGAUCAGGCCACAAGAUUUUCCUUCAAGUAUGGCUGUGUGAAAGGUGUGUAUGGAACUCCCUUCUUCUUUAUAAAUGGGUUUCCGCUACCAGACGCUGGCUCAGCAGUGGACUAUAAAGGGUGGAGACGCGUCCUCGACCCAUUGGUUCAUCAGCAGGACACUGGGAGGAAUGACCUUUUGCAUUUCUUCUUGUGAAUCACAGAUCUUUAACUAUCUAUUUGCAUCUAUCUCGAUCGUUAGAUUACUGAGAAAGACUAAUAUGUAUCUUGUUUAUAAUAAAUCGGUUGUUAACGUAGUUUGCUGGCUAAAGUGAUUUCAGUAUGAGUAUUUCUAUGCAGUUACUGAUAAUGGA